GUGGAACUACAUCAACCCUCUCAGCUGGCUGGAGGGGAACCAAAGAGACCCGGUGUUUUUUGUCGACUCCACGCCCUUUGACAACAGAGGGGACUUUGAGAAUUACUUAGCCAGGCUUAAUGAGAUGCCCAGAUUGUUUGACGAGUACAUAACAUUAUUUGACGAAGCCAUCAGUUUGGGAAGAACUUCUAAUAUACUAUCGGUGAAUCGAGUUCCGAUGCAAAUCGAGUAUAUUCUCCAACAUGAGAUUGAGCACUCGGUGUACUUCAGCCCAUUCCUUGAUUACCUCGACCAUUUUAACCAUUCAAUACCAGCCAAAGUGAGAUUUACAUGCCCCAGACUCGUUUGGGUAUCGGAGUGGGCUCCCUGCAGGGAGGUAAAGAGUACUACCAGGCCUGCCUCAAGUGGUAUCUCUCCCUAGACAUGACCCCGGAGGAGGUUCACAAACUGGGGCUCCGGGAGGUAGAUCGCGUCGUCAAGGAGAUGAGAACUAUUAUGGAUCGACAAGGCUACAGUGGCUACGCGAUCAGAGACUAUUUUGCUGAAAUCAACAAAAAGGAAGGCAUGAUGAUCAAAACAGAGUCCGAAAUUCUGAAAGGCUACGAGGAAAUUAUUUAUUCUCGCAUUGACCCGACCCUGAACAAGUACUUCCGGGAUCACCCAGGCUUACCCAUUAAAAUGGGCUACUAUGAUUCUGAGAUCUUCCGCGCAUGUCGGCUGGUAGUAGAUUCAGGCAUCCAUGCUUUCAAUUGGACAAAAGAAAGAGCUGUGCAAUUCUUCAGGGAUCACACCUCAGAGUCAAAAGAAGGUCUGGAGGUGGAAAUUGACCGUUACAUCACGUGGCCUGGCCAGGCAGUGGCCUAUAAAGUGGGAGAACUCAAGAUUAAAGAACUUAGGGAACGGGCGCAGCAACAGCUUGGCGAAUACUUCGACGUCCGGGAUUUUCACAUGGUCGUUCUGGAAAAUGGCGCUGUCCCGCUGCACAUCCUUGAGGCCGAGGUGUUAGAGUGGAUAGAGAACCACAACAAAGAUCAAGAGUUCGAUCCCGAAGACUGCGAUUGUCCAACAGCCCCUAGAGGCAAGGCCAGAUGCCAUAGGUCAACCGCCACACGUAAAGCGUCCUUUUCCGAUCCCAAGAACAACAACGCCGUUGUGUCUUUCCAGCCGUCAAAGCUCAACAUAUUUGGAAUUUUAUGUUUGGUUUUAUCGUUUCUAUUUCAUUGGAAUUCAUAGUCUCUUCCGUUUGAUAAGCAUUAUUAUUAAUGCUGUCUGCUGUUGUUUUCAUUCGGUCCUUUAUAGUGGGCAUUACUUGAGACUGACUGAACGUUUUUUCGUUUUUCAUAGUGGUAGUAGUUGUUGUUCAGAUUACUGUUGUGUGAAUGCAAUGAUCAGAUCGUUUGUUGGUUUUACUCUCCCCAAUGCCAGGGUAUUAUGCGGGAUAUUUGUGCUUUGUUU
Molecule: messenger RNA, 1455 nt
Organism: Aplysia californica (California sea hare)
Lineage: Eukaryota; Metazoa; Mollusca; Gastropoda; Aplysiida; Aplysiidae
Source: RefSeq, a predicted model, not a curated record